This is a messenger RNA of Mollisia scopiformis, 948 nucleotides long. Its product is annotated as proline-specific peptidase. NCBI's taxonomy places the organism in Eukaryota, Fungi, Ascomycota, Leotiomycetes, Helotiales, Mollisiaceae. The transcript has 4 exons. The record is from RefSeq and is a predicted model, not a curated record. Gene Ontology annotation, biological process: proteolysis. Bases 1 to 948 code for a protein of 315 amino acids. Gene Ontology annotation, molecular function: peptidase activity.
AUGGCAGCGAUUCCAGUCAUCGAGUCAGAAGUAGAUUUCCACGUCGAGGGAGCUGGAAAACCAUGUAAGACAUGGUAUACGAUUUUUGGAAUUUUACCCUCACCGGACGGCGUACGCCCCCUCGUCAUCAUGCAUGGAGGACCCGGUGUCCCGCAUGAUGUUCUCCGCCCAUUGCAAAACCUUUGGCGUACUCACAGGAUUCCCGUAAUCAUGUAUGACCAGCUUGGUUGUGGACGCUCAACUCAUCUACCAGAAAAGCUUGGAGAUGGGAGCUUCUGGACUGUGCAGCUCUUCAUUUUGGAGCUCGACAACCUUCUUGGCCACCUGGGAGUUCAAGAUGAUUAUGACAUUCUAGGUCAAUCUUGGGGAGGGUGCCUCGCAGCUGAACAUGCGGUGCUCCACCCACAAGGUUUAAGGAGACUAGUUCUAUCGAGUUCACCUGCCAGUAAGCCUGACCUAAUGUUAGCGUCCCAAAAGCUCCGAGACCAGCUCCCAUCAGACAUCCAAGAGGCUCUCAUUAAGAAUGAAGAUGCAGGAACCCUUGAUGACCCACAGUACAAGCAAGCGAAGAUGUUCUAUUUCAGUCAGCAUCUGUGCCGCUUAAAACCUUUUCCAGAUGUUUUAAUGGCAUCAUUAAAGGGCCUCAUUGAAAAAACACUAAGUUGGAAAACCAGGAAUGGACCAUAUCUAUUCAAGCGCACAGGAUCCACAAAAGAUUGGUCUAUCAAAGAUAGAGUCCAUGAAAUCAGCGUGCCUACUCUACUACUUAAUGGGUACUAUGACCCAACCACGGAUAGCACCAUGGAGCCUUUCUUCAAGGGAAUCAAAAAUAAAGUUGAAAGAGUCAAGUUCGAACAUUCAGGUCAUUUCGCACAUCUUGAGGAGCCGGAGGCGUAUCUGCAAGUCGUGGGAGACUUUUUGAUCAAAAACGGGUCUAAGGUGGAAUGA